Messenger RNA from Capsicum annuum, 679 nucleotides. RefSeq names its product probable glycosyltransferase At5g03795. The annotation marks the transcript as partial. Gene Ontology annotation, molecular function: glycosyltransferase activity. The record is from RefSeq and is a predicted model, not a curated record. The transcript has 2 exons. Lineage: Eukaryota; Viridiplantae; Streptophyta; Magnoliopsida; Solanales; Solanaceae.
UUUAAUAAUUUUGACAGCUAAUAUGAUAUAAAGGGAGUGAGUAUUAGAAUAAAUUUUUUUUUACUAAUUGCUUAUUUUGUUGUUAACCUUAUAGGAAAAUCAGAAGGAUGAGGUCCCUGUUAAUGUAACUAAGAGCACAACAAUACCAAAAAGAUACAGCAUAAUAGAGAAAUUGGAAGAAGGACUUGCAAGAUCUAGAGCUGCAAUAUUAUUAUUAAGAGAAAACAAAAAUGUGACUAAUAAUAAUAAUAAUAAUAAUAAUCAAAAAGAAGAAGAUGAUGAUGAGUAUAUCCCCCAUGGUCCUAUGUACUUGAAUGCUACUGCUUUCCACAGGAGCUAUUUGGAAAUGGAGAAAAAAUUAAAGGUAUAUGUGUACAAAGAAGGGGAACCUCCAGUGUAUCAUUUUGGUCCAUGUAAACAUACAUAUGCUAUUGAAGGUUAUUUUAUUCAAGCAAUGGAAGUUAGCAAAUUCAGAACACAAGAUCCAAACAAAGCUCAUGUUUACUUCCUCCCAUUAAGUAUUACAAUGUUAAUUCAAUUUAUAUAUGUGGCUGAUUCACAUGAAUGGGGUCUUAUGAAGAAUACUGCAAUGGAUUAUGUUAAUGUCAUUUCUCAAAAGUAUCCUUAUUGGAAUAGAAGUCUUGGUGCUGACCAUUUUAUGCUUGCUUGUCAUGAUUGG